ACUUUCAUUCAGCUUUAUAACAUAAAAGUCUUAAAUUAAAAAUAUCUAUCAAUCGUUACAAGUUGCGCAUCAAAAAAAUACUACAAUUGCAUUACGUGAAACCUCAUAUGUAAUAUUUUAAACAAUUUAUAAAUCAAGAUUUAGUAUGGAAAAGAGGAAAAAUCGGUAAAUUUCAACACACAAAAACAACAAAAUUGUUCGACUAAUUGGACAACGGUUGUCUGAUUGUCAAAUUGUCUUGAAGUUAGUGGAACUUAAAAGUGAGCACACCGAAUUCAAUACCGUAAGAAAAUAAGCAAGGUCCCAAUAAAUAGUUUAAUUGAGAGAGAAACAAAUAAUUCGAUUUUCAAAAAUUUAAAUUAAAUAAGUAAAAAUUAGUAACAACAAAAAAUCACCUUCAUAUUCCAUACCAACGGGCAAUACUGCAGGCGGCUCUGAAGAAAACACCUUACCUACUUCAAUUGGAUUGGCUGAAACUUCAAACGAAACCAGAAUGGCCGAAGCUGUGAUUGAUGAACGUGCGCCACUGCCGACACGAUUCUAUUGCCAUGUGUGUAGUAUGGAAGUAAACAUUCCAAAUACAGAUUUCACCUGCCCUCAUUGCUCCGGUGGAUUUGUGGAAGAGCUACCAUCAGUACCGAAUACUGCUAGUGGCAGCAGCAGUGCAUCAAGCUUAGCUGACGGACCCAGCAAUAGUAGUUCUGAUGCACUUAGCUUAAAUCGUAUGGUUGAUUUAGAUGCAAUACGGGGGGAAAUAGAAACACUUUUAAUGUCCCGCAACGGACCCAUAGAAAUUGCAAUUGGGCCGGCGAACAGACGCAGUAGCAUGCUUUUGGGAAGUGGAGGAGGGGCUAGCAGUUCAGGGAAUAAUAGCGGAGCAAGCGGUGGUCCUGGGGGAGGUCGAGUACAUCCACCCAAUCUCGGAAGUUUAGACACUGUGCUUCUUGAUGUUUUACAAUCUCUCUCCGGAGGUGAAGAUGGUUACUUUGGAGCUACACCAAUGUUUUUUAUGGGAAAUCCUGGAGACUAUGCCUGGGGUCGUGAAGGUAUUGAUACCAUUGUUACUCAACUACUUAAUCAAAUGGAAACAUCCGGUCCACCACCUUUGCCAAAAGAGAAAAUAGAUGAAAUUCCCAAAGUCCAUGUAACCUCCGAAGAUGUAGAACGCAAAACACAGUGCUCAGUGUGCUGGGAAGAUUUUCGCUUAAAUGAAAUAGUACGAAGGCUGCCAUGCUUGCACAUAUAUCACGAAAAUUGCAUUGUACCGUGGUUGGACCUACAUGGUACAUGUCCAAUCUGUCGUAAAUCUUUAAGCGAUGAAGAAAAUAUAAAUGACGUUGUUUUGACAAACACCGAUGUUGGUGUGAUGGACCACAGUAUGACAGAAGUACCACAAUCAGACGUCACAGUUAUGGAAAGUGAUGUCUUAAAUGUUGAACCUCAUAGUAGCGACAAUAAUGAUCCACAACCAACAAACACUAAUACCGGCAGUCAAACUGGAAACCAGCAACAACAGGGCAACGUGUUUGGAUUUGAUGAUAGCGUUGUCGAUUUAGACUAAACUUUUCGUCUGUGCAGAUUUCAAAUUCCUAUUGUAUGGCUUUUUAUAAUAAAUAGGUGUCUGAGUUAUAGCAAAAGACGUAGCUAUGAUUGCUAAAAAAAAAUAUUAUUAUUAUACACACCUUAAACAAAUUAUACAUACUUGCGAUAAUAACUCUACAUGUCAGCAUCUCUAUGGAAUGUAUAAUAUGUUAAGAAACUUAAGUCAACCUUAGAACGGAGUAACAAGCAUUAGUAAAUGCUAGCUGAUCUUUUUAUAUGUAUGUAGUGAUGAAAAUAGAUUUAAUAAAUAACUUGUGAGAAAUUGUAUGCAGAAAAAAAUAAAAUAAAAGAUGUUGUUGAAGAAGUGAAAAUAUACACAUUAGAACAAACUUGAAAUAUGCAUGCAUUCACAGUAUCAACAAACAUUGUUCAUUUUAAAUUAUUUAAUUUUCGGUUAUAAUAAACCAUUUAAUAAAUUUAAAAAGGUACAUAUACUUAUAUAAGAACGUCGAUUAAAUUCUCUUAUGAAGUUGGGUAAACGAAAAGCUUGAUAAAUGCAACAAAUUUUGAAUAAAUAUACAUAUGUAAUUGAGGAUUAAAAAAAUAGUGAUAGUAAUGAUGUUGGUAGCGUUGACAUACUUUACAAUGUAUUAUCGAAGUUACUAAUUGCAAAUACAUUUAUUAAUAUUGUAUAAAAUAGAUUUUAAGUGCAUCGGCAGAGCAAUUAUUGUAAUGGAAUGAAUAAUGCUAAAGAUUUCGUAAAACGAGAAUAUUAAUAAUUACGUAAAACAAAUCCUCAAAAGAGUACAUACUAACAUCCACAUUUUUUAGCGGAUUUCAUAGGACACAUAAAUAAAAGCGAUUAAAAUAUUUAUCUAUGGUAGAUUGUACUUGCUAAAAAAUAAACGUUAAUAAUUGGUUGCUACAGUUA
Messenger RNA from Bactrocera tryoni, 2473 nucleotides. RefSeq names its product E3 ubiquitin-protein ligase Iruka (gene Iru). Gene Ontology annotation, molecular function: ubiquitin protein ligase activity. Lineage: Eukaryota; Metazoa; Arthropoda; Insecta; Diptera; Tephritidae. The record is from RefSeq and is a predicted model, not a curated record. Gene Ontology annotation, biological process: ubiquitin-dependent protein catabolic process; positive regulation of DNA-templated transcription; protein ubiquitination. The coding region runs from base 494 to 1561 and encodes 355 amino acids. Gene Ontology annotation, cellular component: cytoplasm; nucleoplasm. The transcript has a single exon.